This is a messenger RNA of Lathyrus sativus (Indian pea), 1518 nucleotides long. NCBI's taxonomy places the organism in Eukaryota, Viridiplantae, Streptophyta, Magnoliopsida, Fabales, Fabaceae. The record is from the annotation of a GenBank genome assembly.
AUGCGUGUCAUGGAGCUAGAGAAAAAUGUGAAGUAUGGUUAUCUUCCAUUUAUGGAGAAGGACAUUCGCAAUUUAUUUUUGAAAGCUAAUAAAAUUUUUGAAAGAAGUGAUGUUAUGGACCUUCUGAAGUAUUGUGAGGAUACAAAAAAGAGUUGUUCUAAAUUUCAAUAUGCUUAUACUCUUGAUGAAGAAAGAAGGUUAGAACAUAUUUUUUGGUCUCCUGCUUCUUGUUUUGAUUGGUACAAAAAAUAUGGCGAUGUUGUUGUAUUUGAUACUACAUACAAGGUCAACUCAUAUGAAAUGUCAUUUGGUAUAUUUGUGGGUAUGAAUGGUCAUGGAAAGACUAUACUAUUCGGAUGUGCACUCUUACGAAAUGAAACAACAUCCGCAUUUCGUUGGUUAAUGAAGCCACCAAAAACUAUAUUAACUGAUCAAGAUUUGUGGAUGAAAGAAGCAAUCUCAAAAGAAUUGUCAUCAACAAAACAUAGUUUCUGCAUAUGGCACAUCACUUUUAAGUUUAGUUCUUGGUUUAAUGCUAUACUUCGAGACAAAUAUGCAAAAUGGUGUUCUGAGUUUUAUGAGUUGUAUAAGUUGGAGACACGUGAUGUGUUUGAGCAUCAAUGGCCGAAAGUUGUUGCUAAGUAUAACUUGCAAUCAAAUAAACAUGUGAAAGGAUUGCAUGAAAUCCGAAAUUAUUGGGCGUUCGCUUAUCUUCGUGACUAUUUUUUUGGUGGGAUGACAACCACCGGAAGAUCAGAGAGUAUCAAUGCAUUUAUUAAAAGAUUCAUCAAUUCUCACACAAGUUUAACUGACUUUGCAAAACAGGUUGAUGUUGCAAUUGAUGAUAUUAAACAAAAAGAAGAGCAUGAUAUAAUGUUGGAAAAGUGCAAGGGAUCAACUAUGAAGUUGAUUUCACCCUUACAAGAGCAAGCUCACAGUGUUCUCACACGUUUUGCUUUUCAGAAGUUUCAAGAGGAAUUUGAAAGGUCCAUUCAAUAUUCAAUUCAUCAUGAAAAUGAUAAUAUGUUUGUGUUGCGGUAUUAUAAAGAUGUUAACAAUAGAAAACAUGUAGUCUUUUGGGAUGGUAAAAUAGCUACAUGUAGUUGCAAGAACUUUGAAUUUUGGGGGAUAUUAUGUCGUCAUAUUCUCAGUAUUUUUCUUCACAAAGAUUACCAUGAAUUUCCUUCUAACUACAUGCCAUCGCGGUGGCGGCUUCAAUUACCACUCAACGAUGAUGAAAUAGAGCCCCAAGUUAAUGUUGUCAUUAAGGAAGAAGCAAUCGAUUGCAACAAUGAAGUUCAUUGUCCUCCAAAGUCUAAACCAAAAGGUCGUCCCAAACGAAGACGUCUUAAAGGUGGCAAAGAGUUAUCACAUAACAUGAACACUUGUGGAUUAUGCAAAGGUCAAGGACAUAACAUUGCUACAUGUCCUUUAAAAGAGAAAAAGAAGAAUAACAACAAGAAGAAGAAAGUUUGUGAAGAUGCAAAUUUAAACCCGAUUCUUCUAUCAAAAGUUUAG